This is a messenger RNA of Musa acuminata AAA Group (dessert banana), 1179 nucleotides long. RefSeq names its product RING-H2 finger protein ATL74-like. Gene Ontology annotation, molecular function: transferase activity. Bases 376 to 924 code for a protein of 182 amino acids. Lineage: Eukaryota; Viridiplantae; Streptophyta; Magnoliopsida; Zingiberales; Musaceae. Gene Ontology annotation, biological process: protein ubiquitination. The transcript is spliced from 3 exons. The record is from RefSeq and is a predicted model, not a curated record.
AAGAGCCACUGUCAACCAAUGCGAGAUUGAAAGCUGUGAGAGCCAGCACAUCAUUAUGUCCCCUUCAUGGCUGCCGUAACAUGUGUUGGCUGUAACAUGAAAGAUCAAGCAAGUGGUUUGGGUGUUCAUUUCUCAUCGAUGCAUCGCCUAUUCCCCUUCUUCCUCCCAGGUCACUGAUUUCAUCCAGCCAAAAUAUCUCGCUUAAUCGAGCAAGCCAAAGGUCUGCAGUCACCGGCAGCAGUGGGUUCCGGCAGAAGCAAUUCAGAGCAUCACUCCCCGAGAAGACUAUUCGGAGAGGGAUCAGUGAGAGAAAGGCUGAAGUCUCACAACUCCUCUUUCCUCUUCUUAUGUUACUUCUCGCUCUGGGGCGGCUGCAUGACAGAAUCCGCAAUGCGUAGGCUGCUCGGCGAGUUCCUGGGGACGCCACCGACCGCGGCCAACGGGACCAGGCAGCACGCCACCGGGAACAAUGGCGGCGGCGGCGGCGGCACCGCCAGCUUUGACACCAACAUGGUCUUCAUCCUCGCGGCGCUGCUGUGCGCCCUGGUGUUCGCGCUCGGGCUGAACUCCGUGGUGCGGUGCGUUCUUCGGUGCGGCCGGCGGGUGGUAUUCGAGAACCCCGAGGAGGUCUCUUCGAGGCUGGCGGCGACGGGGCUCAAGAAGCGGUCGCUCCGCCGCAUCCCGGUGGCCGUGUACGGCUCGGGGGCCGACUUCCCGGCCACCGAAUGCCCCAUAUGUCUCGGCGAGUUCGCCGACGGGGAGAAGGUCCGGGUGCUCCCCAGGUGCCACCACGGGUUCCAUGUCAGGUGCAUCGACAAGUGGUUGGCUUCGCACUCGUCGUGCCCGACUUGCCGGCAGUCGCUGCUCGAUCAUGGCGGAGGCGAUGGCGUCGGUGGACAUGUCAUGGAAUCGCCUCAUCCGUGAUCAUGCAGAUGAUGAUGAUGGUGAUCAUGAUGAUGACACGAACGCACCGCUUGAUGGCAGCACGUGUCGUGUCAUUUCCUGUCACCCUACUUGGUCCCCAUUUUGGCCGAAAAUGAACGUUAUGUCAUUUACAUAUCUAACAAUCAUCUUUUGCUACCAUUGCAUUGGCAAAUUCCUAAAAAAAAAAACCUUUAAAUAUACUUUUAUUAUCCUUUUUCUUAUUAUUUAAAAAAAUAAAAUUAUUUUUGGCUUUCA